Molecule: messenger RNA, 5189 nt
Organism: Sphaeramia orbicularis (orbiculate cardinalfish)
Lineage: Eukaryota; Metazoa; Chordata; Actinopteri; Kurtiformes; Apogonidae
Gene: sec24a
Product: SEC24 homolog A, COPII coat complex component
Exons: 24
Coding region: 298-3771 (1157 amino acids)
Biological process (GO): intracellular protein transport; COPII-coated vesicle cargo loading; endoplasmic reticulum to Golgi vesicle-mediated transport
Cellular component (GO): COPII vesicle coat; endoplasmic reticulum exit site
Molecular function (GO): SNARE binding; zinc ion binding
Source: RefSeq, a predicted model, not a curated record
UGAUUCCAACUUCCGGUGAAAUAGGCGAAGUGUCUCACACGACUACUCAGACAAGGCCUAUCGCUCACCCCGAGGUAGUUGAACGGGGUUUUGGUUGUAGCCAUGACCCUGUGAUCGCCAACGAGUCGGCCAGUUUAAUUUUUUUAAGCAACUACAAGACGUCACUGUAGACGCUGCUUUGACAGACCACCACACCAUCAGCCACAGGUUUGAACAGCGGCACCCAGCUAGUUAACUAGCUAAAGACGCAGCUAGGUUUUCGCCACCUCGAAAUUAGAUCUUGGUGUCUAUUUCAAGAUGUCAACUGCGGGGUUUAACUCACAGAACGGGACGGGAACGGGACAGACAUAUACCAAUGGUCCAUCACAGAAUCCUGUCUCUCUACAGCAGCUACCAGGAGUUAGCUAUGGCAUGACUCACCAGUCGACCUUCAAUCCGAUGCAGGCCAAAGCCUCUGUAGCCUCUGGCCCUGGACUGUACUCCUCUGGGCCAUACCAACCUAUCCCCCCAGUAAGCUCCUACCAGUCUGUCCCACCACCUUCAUCUUUCCCAGCUCUACCAGGCCAGCCACUGUUGACCAGCCCUCCGAUGGGUGGUCCCCCAUCACAUACCCCUCCUCUGUCUGCCAGCCCUAGCCCUGGUCCAAGACUGACCUCUGCGCAGGCCAUGCCACCCCCACCUGCUGUGUCUACUGGCAACUACUAUGCAAGUCCCCAGCAGCCCAUGGCCACGGCGUGGCAAUACAACACACCUCCCCUACAGAUGGGGCCACCCACUUCCAUGAGCACACCUCCCAGUGCUACUGUGGCUAAUCAUGUCAAUCCAGCUUUAGGCUCAACAGUACCACCACCACCGCAGACGUCAUCAGCAGCUUAUGGCUCUGCCCCUGUGUUGCAUAGCGUCACCCACCCCCCAGUCCCAGGAAUGCCCCCAACUUCUCUGCAUGGAUACACUCAGCCAGGUAUUGCACCUCCACCAGUGAACCCUAUACUUUCCCAUGGGUACCAACCAAACAGAGCCCUGUAUGGUGCACCACCCACAGGUCCCCCACCUACAGGCCCACUACCAUCCAUGAAAUCCACACCUCCUCCCACUGGACCCCCACUAGCGAAUGCCCCACCCCCACCCCCAAAGGCAGAUGCUCAGUGUGGAGGGUCUGUUAAUAGCUCUCAGCUUCCCACUGAGUCCGACAGCCAGGAGGGGGAUAUUGAAUGUCCAGGAAUGGUGGCCGGCAAUGGCUUGCAAGCAUCAAGCAACUACAAUCAUGUUGACAACAAAACGGCUGGCCGGCCUCAGCCUGGAUCACCAGGUCAGCACUUAGGCCACUACCCCUCCCUGCCCCCUGGGUACCAGAAUGCUCCUUCUGCCCACAAUGCCACCAGCCCAAUGCACCCUGCAUUACAGAGCACCACACAGCCUUAUGCCCAAACACCUCAGCCAUACCAGCAGCCACCUGGUGGCCCAGGGCCAGCCCAGCUGAGCCCCUCUCUGGCAGCCAUGAGCCUCCAGUCCAGCACCCCAGAGGCCCUGAGAGUGGUGAACUUGCUGCAGGAGAGGAACCUGCUGCCCCCAACCCCGAUCCCUGCCCCGAUGCCCUGCCUACCCCAGGACCUACAGAAGGUCAACUGCAACCCAGAGGUUUUCCGCUGCACACUGACCAGCAUCCCUCAGACCCAGUCUCUACUCAAUAAAGCCAAGAUGCCACUGGGCCUGCUGCUCCACCCCUUCAAAGACCUCUCGCAACUUCCUGUGGUGACGUCCAGUACAAUUGUCAGGUGUCGGUCCUGCAGAACUUACAUAAAUCCUUUUGUUUCUUUCCUGGACCAGAGGAGGUGGAAGUGCAACCUGUGCUACCGGGUCAAUGAUGUUCCAGAGGAGUUCAUGUACAAUCCAGUCAGCAGAGCAUAUGGAGAGCCACAUAAAAGACCAGAAGUCCAGAAUGCUACAAUUGAGUUCAUUGCUCCUUCAGAAUACAUGCUGAGACCACCUCAGCCAGCUGUUUACCUCUUUGUUUUGGACGUAUCCCACAAUGCAGUGGAGACGGGCUACCUGAAUGUGUUCUGCCAGUCACUGUUGGACAACAUAAAUGCGCUUCCUGGAGACUCGCGAACAAAGGUUGGCUUCAUCACCUUUGACAGCACCAUUCACUUCUACAACCUCCAGGAAGGGCUCUCCCAGCCUCAGAUGCUUAUUGUGUCUGAUAUUGAAGAUAUCUUUUUACCAACACCAGACAGCCUUCUUGUAAACCUCAAUGAAUGCAAAGAGCUUGUGCAGGACCUGCUGAAAAACCUGCCAAACUUAUUUCAAAAGACCAUGGAGACUCAGUCUGCCCUGGGUUCAGCUCUGCAAGCAGCCUUCAAGCUGCUUUCGCCCACCGGAGGGCGUAUGUCUGUCUUUCAGACACAGCUGCCUAACCUCGGAGUUGGUGCUCUUCAAUCCAGAGAGGACCCCAACCAGCGGGCGUCUGCCAAGGACAUCCAGCACUUAUCUCCUGCAACAGAUUUCUAUAAGAAGCUGGCUCUGGACUGCUCAGGCCAGCAGGUGGCUGUAGACCUGUUCCUGCUCAGUGCUCAGUACUGUGACCUGGCAUCGCUUGGCUGUAUAUCUAGAUACUCGGCAGGAAGUGUUUACUACUACCCCUCCUAUCACCACCAGCACAACCCUGCCCAGGUGGAACGAUUCCAGAAAGAUCUGAAGAGAUAUUUAACCAGGAAGAUUGGCUUUGAAGCCGUCAUGAGAAUACGCUGCACCAAAGGUUUGUCCAUCCACACGUUCCAUGGGAACUUCUUCGUGCGCUCCACAGAUCUGUUGUCUCUUCCCAAUGUGAAUCCGGAUGCUGGCUUUGCUGUUCAGAUGUCCAUCGAGGAAAACCUGGAUGACAUGCAGGUUGUCUCUUUCCAGGCUGCUCUGCUUUACACCUCCAGCAAAGGAGAACGGAGGAUCCGAGUCCAUACUUUGUGUCUCCCUGUGGUUAAUUCUCUGUCAGACAUCUUCGCUGGAGCUGAUGUUCAAGCCAUCACUGGGCUGCUGGCAUGCAUGGCUGUUGACCGCUCAGUGACAGCCAGCCUCAGUGAUGCCAGAGAUGCAAUGACCAACGCUGCCAUCGACUCACUGGCUUCAUACCGGCAGUCAGUGCUGACCAUCCAGCAGCCUGGCCUUCUGGCUCCCGCCUGCCUCAGACUCUUCCCCCUCUAUAUCCUCGCCCUGCUUAAACAGAAAGCCUUCAGGACGGGAACUAGCACCCGGCUAGAUGACCGAGUGUUCGCCAUGUGUCAGCUGAAGUACCAGCCGUUGGCCUACGCCAUGCUGAUGAUCCACCCCGCUCUGUACCGAGUUGAUGAUCUGACAGACGAGGGAGCUUUGAACAUCAAUGAGCGGACCAUCCCUCAGCCUCGUGUGCUACAGCUGUCUGUGGAGAAGCUCAACAGGGAAGGAGCCUUCCUCAUGGACACUGGAAUGAUAAUGUAUCUGUGGGUUGGACGGAACUGCAACCCCAACUUCCUCACACAAGUCCUGGGUGUUCCCAGCUACACUGCCGUGCCUGAUAACCUGUACCUGCUUCCAGACCUGGACACUGCUGAGUCUCAGAGAACUAGAGCUUUCAUUGGUUGGUUGAGGGAUCAGAGGCCGUUUUCCCCCACCCUGCACAUCAUUAAGGAUGAGAGCCAGCUGAAAUCCAGCUUUAUGCAGAACAUGAUUGAGGACCGGACAGAAGCGGCCCUGUCGUACUACGAGUUCCUGCUCCACCUCCAGCAGCAAAUCUCCAAAUAAACCUUCAGUGGGACUGUUGGACUUCGAGGAUCCCUGUAUGUGUGUAUGUGUGUGCGUAUAUAUGUAUAUGGAAUGUGUGUGCCUGAAAGUGGUGAAAGGCAGAAUCUAGAAUCCUGUUUUGUCCAGCUGUGGUCCACCAUCUCUCUGAGAAGACCCUCAUCUGAGCUGAACUGAAGCAAAAAUGACAUCACUCGAAUAGAACCAUGUGACAGACGAGGCGAGGAUGGAGGGAGAAGCAAAAACAAAGAAAAAAAAAAUCAAUGUUGAUGAUUAUGUGGCACUUUUCUACUCAGCUGAAGCAAAGCAUUGGAAGAAAAUGAACUGUAAUCCAGGAUAAUGAUGAUGAUGAUGAUUAUCUAUGUCAAUAAUCGAAUGAAUCAGUGUUUAUUCUCAUAGAACAGUGCUGUCUAACAGAGGUAUCGUUCAGAUACAGUCCAGGCAAACAGAUGUGUGGAGUUUUUUUUGUCAAAAAGCACAGUUGUUUAUACUAAAGUAAGUCAUGUAUGUGUGCUUAAAGACUAGGUUUCUUGAGAUUAGUAUGUCUGCGCUCAAAGACUGUUAAAAGUGGGUGACACCUGGACUAUUUGUAAACACCUGAGCUCUAACAACACUCUAAUAUCAUACCUAAAGGACAGAAUGUGUGUGUUUUUGUUUUUUUUUUUCUUUCAAUCUCUGUCAUUAUUAUUACUAUUGUGUGUCGAACAAAAUCUGUAGACGAAGGUGUUUGAAGGCAGACGGACCUCACUGUCAACCGCUGCCUUGAAUGUGCCACAGUGGAAGAAGGUCGUUUUGUUUUUUUUUUUUUUCUGAUCUGUCCUUCACAUUCUCUUGUCAUCUUGUCACUCUUCGGACAUUUGUAAUUUCUCAGACGUCACCGUUCUGUUCUGUUUAGUUCUUACCCCCACCUCUUUCACCCCAGUUGUUUAAUUUAUGAGACUCCCAACAUUAAAUUCUAUAAUUGCCUUGUAUGGGAACUCACUUUUUAUUAUAAUUGUCUGUUAAAAGGCAGACUCUAUAUAUGAAAUAUUUUAAUAUAAUAGGAUAAUGGGACAUUCUUUAACACAGACAUAACAAAGCCAUUGUGAUCUUUUAAACAUGCUUAUUGAUACCUGUAUAGUGAAAAGACUGUGUUCUAUAAAGAUUAAAACAAAAUGCUGAUUUUAGUAUAAACAUUAAGGUAAAAUGAUACUGAAAAAAUAAAAUGUUUGGGACUUUGUAAAUGUAGUUUGUGUUUUGGUGGGUGAACUUUUUCAUUAAAUGAAAGCAAACGCUACAAAGAUUAAAUAAGGAGUCUAACUGAUAUUUGGUUCGUUUCAUGUAGUUUGUAUGUAAUAUAAAGCAAAAAUGUAUUUAGUGCCAGACAGAUCUGCUUUGGUCUUCAUACACUUUUCUAUCUUUCAUAAAAGGUUCUACAUGAA